Molecule: messenger RNA, 3726 nt
Organism: Hypanus sabinus (Atlantic stingray)
Lineage: Eukaryota; Metazoa; Chordata; Chondrichthyes; Myliobatiformes; Dasyatidae
Gene: cilp2
Product: cartilage intermediate layer protein 2
Exons: 9
Coding region: 1-3726 (1241 amino acids)
Source: RefSeq, a predicted model, not a curated record
AUGGAGGGAUCAGCAGCCUGGAUUUUCCUCAUCUUUCUUGUCUUGCAACAGUACAUUUCAGCUCAAGUUUCCACAGCUGCCAAAGAGAGCCAGCCCAGACUCCAGAAAUCGAAACAGGAUCGGAGGAAUCAGAAACUGAGUAACAACGAGGUACAGAAACUGCGCUCAGAUGUGACGGAGUGGACCUCCUGGUUCAACAUCGACCAUCCUGGUGGGCAUGGAGACUUCGAGCGGCUGGAAGCGAUCCGCUUCUACUACCGGGAGCGCGUGUGCGUGCGGCCCACAUCCAUCGAGGCACGCACCACCGACUGGGUGAAGGCGGACCAGACCGGGGAGGUGGUCCAUUACAGCCCCGACAAGGGCUUCUGGUGUGUGAACAAGGAGCAGCCACGGGGCAGGGUUUGCUCCAACUACCACAUUCGAUUCAAGUGCCCUCUAGUUCACACCCGCUGGUCACAGUGGUCGGAGUGGAGUCCGUGUACGGCCACAGCCUGUGGCAGACAGGGAGUCCAAGCUCGGCAGCGGACUUGCACGGAUAACGUGCGUUUUCGGUAUCUCACACGUCCGAGGUGCCAGGGAAAAGCCAUCGAGCAUCGAGAAUGCAACAUGCCCCCAUGUCAAGAGGCACUUUGGACAGAAUGGGGAUCUUGGACUGCAUGUUCGGUCACCUGCGGCAGCGGCCAUACCCUACGCCACCGAAAUUGUGUCCAGACCUCAGAUGGGCAGACUUGUGUUGGUCGACCAAUUGAAGUUAAAAAAUGCACGGGAUCGCCUUGCUCAGGAUGUCACCUGGUGUGCACGAUGGGCCGGGUGAAUGAAGAAUGCAAUGGUUGCAUCUGUGACCAGCACAUCCUACUAGGGACGGUCCAUUCUACUGAUGGGUCACCUCUCAUUGGCAGCAGAGUAGCCAUGCCGGACCAGCCCCUGAUGACGUUAACGACGACUGAUCAGACGGGUUCUUUCCGGAUCCCUGGAGUGUGCGCCCACACCCGGAACCGCGUGCUGGUCGAGCUCAAAAAGUUUGCCCCUUCUGUAUUCCAAGCUGUUCAGAACAGUACAGAAACUUCAGUGAUCAAGGCAACUCUCACGCGAGUGGAAAACCCUUACAUCGUGAAACAUCCAGAGAGUAAAGUGCGGUUUGAAGAUCAGCAGGUGACCUUCUGUUGUAAAGCCACAGGAGCUCCAAAACCACUCAAAUAUUUCUGGUAUCACAAUGGGACACUCCUUGACUCUAAGAAUGAAGGUACUCUUGUGUUGAGGGACAUGAAGAGGUGGCAGGAAGGUGAAUACUACUGUAACGUUACCAAUGGGUUUGGUUCCAUCCGAUCAGCACCAGCAACCCUGACAGUUAUAGCCAAAGGACGACCAAAUUGUAAGUCAGAACCAGUGGAACACUUCAUCAAACUUCCCGAGGACUGCUUCCAGACCGCUACCAAUUCCUUCUACUACAAUGUCGGGAAGUGUCCCAGUGUUGGUUGUGCUGGCAAAUUGAACAACAAGUUCCAGUGUAAGGACGGUACCAGCUACUGCUGUGGGGUGAAGCGGAUGAAGCACAAGGAGAUCGCUUGCCAGGGAUACACCCUCCCUGUCAAGGUGGUAACCAAGUGCGGCUGCAAGAGGUGCACGGAGCCCAGAGUGUUGAUCCGAGGGCAGGCGGUGGCGGCGGAUAAUGGGGAGCCCCUCCGGUUCGGACAGAUCUUCAUCGGGGGUGAGCACGUCGGCCUGACUAGCUACAAGGGGACCUUCACCGUUCAGGUGCCUCACGAGACAGAAAGGCUUGUUGUGCAGUUUGUGGACAGGCUGGGCAAGUUUGUGGACACGGUUAAAGUCUUGCCCUUUGACCGCAGGAGUGGUGCGGUGUACUACAUGGUUAAACUGAUGAGAAGGUCAGAAACAAUCGAAGUUGAUUCCCGUAAAGGCAUCACCAUACCUCUGGGGGAAAUGGAAGGGGAGGACACCAUUGGGGAGAUUAACAUUCCACCCAAUUCCUUCCGUCGAAGAAACGGGGAGAGCUACAGUGGAAAGGUCAAAGCUAGUGUGACCUUUCUGGACCCCAGGAAUAUCAGUCUGGCCAUGACGGCUUCGAGCGACCUCAGGUUUGUGGACAGUGAGGGCAACGCCCAGCCACUGAGAACCUAUGGCAUGUUUUCAGCAGACUUCUGGGAGGAGGCGUCUAACCAGCCUCUGGAUGUGGCUGGAGCGCAGGUGUACCUGGACGCAGCCAGCGUCAAGAUGCCAGAGCACAUUCAGAAGAUGAAGCUCUGGUCACUGAAUCCAGACACCGGUUUCUGGGAGGAGGAGAGCCUCUUCCACGUUGAGAAGAGGAAGCGGAACAAGCGCGAGGAGAGGACGUUCCUGAUCGGCAACAUGGAGAUCCGGGAGCGGCGGCUGUUCAACCUGGACGUCCCCGAGAGCAGGCGCUGCUACGUUAAAGUUCGGGCCUACAUGAGUGAGAAGUUCCUGCCUGGAGAGCAGUUGGAGGGAGCGGUGGUUUCACUGAUUAAUCUUGAGCCACUGCCUGGCUAUAAGGCCAACCCUCGGGCCUGGGGGCGUUUUGACAGUGUAAUAACCGGGCCCAAUGGAGCCUGCCUCCCCGCCUUCUGUGACGCCGACCGACCGGAUGCCUACACUGCUUAUGUCACGGCCACUCUUGGUGCCGAGGAGCUGGAAGCCGCUCCCUCAAGCCCUAAGAUGAACCCCAAUGUGAUUGGAGUAUCUCAGCCCUUCCUGGGCAAGCUGGACUACAGGAGGACCGACCAUGAUGACAAGCAGCUGAAGAAAACGGCCUUUAGAAUCAACCUCCCCAAGCCCAACGCAAACAACAUUGACGAAACCGAUGGGCCGAUAUAUGCUUAUCAGAACAUGAGGGACUGCGAGAACGCCCCGGUCUCGGCCAACCACUUCAGGUUUUACAAAGUGGAGAAGGACAAGUAUGAAUACAACGUGGUUCCUUUUGAGGAGAAUGACUUGACCAGCUGGACCGGUGACCACCUCGCCUGGUGGCCAAACCCACAAGAGUUCCGUGCCUGCUACAUCAAGGUCAAGGUGAAUGGACCAGUGGAGGUCAUGGUGAGGUCGCGAAACUACGGCGGCUCUCACCCAGCGACGACGGGGCAGCUCUAUGGGAUCCGCGACUCCCGCAGCGUCCACGACCUGGUCAAGGCCAACGUCUCGUCAGCUUGCGUCGAGUUCAAGUGCAGUGGCAUGCUGUUCGACCAAAGCGCAGUGGACCGCACUCUCGUGACGCUGAUACCCCAGGGCAACUGCCGCCGAACUGCAAUUAACAGCCUGUUGCAGGAGUACCUGCGCAGGCACCCGCCAUUGGCCGUGAACAACGCCACGUCAGCAUUUAGCAUGCUGGCCCCCGUUGACCCUUUGGGCCACAAUUACGGCAUCUACACAGUGACAGACCAGAACCCCAGGGUGGCCAAGGAGAUCGCCAUUGGCCGCUGCUUUGACGGCACCUCGGACGGCUUUUCCCGCGAGAUGAAGGUGAACAUAGGCAAUGCACUAACCUUCAGCUGUCAGGAGAAGCCUGUGACCCGCCAGAGUCUCUUCCAGCGCCUCCAGAACUCUCCAACUGAGACCAUAGCAGAAAUUGGGGCGGAAAUGAGAAGAAUGGUCCAAACACGACCCGUGCAGUCACGGAUUGUGCCCUACCCCUCGGGGCAAAGGAAUCGCAGGAUCCGGGGAAACGAUCAGAGGAGCAGAGAAGCCCGGCAGUAG